UAAUGGAAGCAUACAUGAGUUCUGUCUUUGGUCAGCACGAUGAAACGGGUCCAAACGACGUCGUCUCUCUCACCUAAAUUAAAACCUCCGGGGCGCAACUGAGAUCCAGACUCGGAUUCAAAAAUGGAGUUCCUAGACGAGGACGCAAGGCCAAGGUUCCUCUUCCAAUCCAAACCCGUGACGUCAUCUUCAUCAGAGUCCAACGAGCCUCAGAAUCUCAGCAAGCCCUUGAUCGCCGCCACCGUUAUAGUCUCGCUGCUCCUACUGGCUCUCUCUUUCUUCUUCCUCCAAUCCGAGCCCUACCAGUCUCUCCUUAUCUGGGUCGCUGUGUCGGUCCUCGUCGGCCCAUUCGCGCCGCCGUCUGUCACCGGCGGCGACAUAAGAGUCGGCCGCGGCGCGAUCGUGGAGUUCCCGGAGGCUAUCGGCGAGGUGGAGGAUAAGAGGGCUUCGCAGAAGAGGCAGAAGCCGCGGCGGGGAGAAGAUUCCGGCGGGAGUUCGGCCGGAAAUGGUGAUGGGUAUGUGAGGGAGGAGAGAAAGGUGGAGGCUUUGGGAGGUGGUGGGAAUGGGGUUAGGGUUUUGGAGGAGGAAGGAGAAUGGGGUGAGGAGGAUGUGGAGGUGUUGAAGAAGCAGAUGGUGAAGAAUCCGGUGGGGAAGCCGAGGCGGUGGGAGGUGAUUGCUGAGGGGUUGGGAGGGAGGUAUAAGGUGGAGAGUGUGAUCAAGAAGGCGAAAGAGCUGGGGGAGAAGAGGGUGAGUGAUUCGGAUUCGUAUGCCGAGUUUUUGAGGAAGAGGAAGUUUAAUGAGAAGAAGGUGGAGAGUGGGAGUGAGGAAAUGGGGGAGGAGGGCCAUGCUGAUGGUGGAGUGAGUUGGGGUGCGAGUGAGGACAUUGCAUUGCUUAAUGCGUUGAAGGCGUUUCCGAAGGAGGCGUCGAUGAGGUGGGAGAAGAUUGCAGCUGCUGUGCCGGGGAAGACCAAGGCGGCUUGUGUGAAGAGAGUGGCGGAGUUGAAGAAGGGAUUUCGGAGCGCUAAGGCUGCGGCGGAGGAGUAGAUUGGAGGAUCAGUUUUGAUUUGGAAUUUGAGGAAGGUACUUUGAUGAAUCGUUGAGUUUUAUUUUGCGGUAUCUGUUGAAUUUGAGAUCAGGGUCUUUGUUUUGAGUCGGUUAUGGUCGAUGAGAAAUGUUAUUUUGAUUACAAUCAUGAAAGA
This is a messenger RNA of Argentina anserina (silverweed cinquefoil), 1199 nucleotides long. RefSeq names its product transcription factor MAMYB. The record is from RefSeq and is a predicted model, not a curated record. Gene Ontology annotation, molecular function: Hsp70 protein binding; ribosome binding. NCBI's taxonomy places the organism in Eukaryota, Viridiplantae, Streptophyta, Magnoliopsida, Rosales, Rosaceae. Bases 124 to 1044 code for a protein of 306 amino acids. The transcript has a single exon. Gene Ontology annotation, cellular component: cytosol. Gene Ontology annotation, biological process: 'de novo' cotranslational protein folding; regulation of translational fidelity.